CGCUAGCGGGAAGCGAUGCCGCGUGACAUAAGGUGCUGCUCGCUGCUCGCUGCCCGCUGCUCGCCAGGCUGUUCCGCCCCUCCUAGUCGCGACCGGCGUCGGUAUAAAGGCGGCCGCCGACUCCGCUACCGUCAGUCCAGCACUCGCAGCCCAUCCGCCGCAGUAGCAACCAACCACACAGCCGCAAACAUGCGCCACCUGAUCGCCCUCCUGGUCCUGGCUACGGUGCUGCUGGCAGCCGAGGCCGGCUACCUGUACGGCGGCUAUGGCGGCUAUGGGGGCUACGGCGGCUACGGUGGAUACGGCCGCUACUACAGCUACCGGCCCACCGUGGUGGUGAGGUCGUACGGCUACCGGCCCUACUACGGAGGCUACGGCGGCUACCGCGGCUACCACGGCUACUGGUAGACGGCGUCCUCUACACUGCGCUACACCACACUACAGUAGCGUCGUACAGCUGCAGCCAUCCCUAUUCCAGCCUGCAGCUGCUUCGCCCCGUGGUCUCACAACACCUCCAAUAAUAUCCAUUCACUGUAUAUAUAUGUAACUCAUAACCAUUUUCUCAUGUGUAUCCUGUAUCUUUCACCAAUAAACAUCUAUCUCAUAUAA
This is a messenger RNA of Schistocerca cancellata (South American locust), 609 nucleotides long. RefSeq lists its product as uncharacterized. Lineage: Eukaryota; Metazoa; Arthropoda; Insecta; Orthoptera; Acrididae. The record is from RefSeq and is a predicted model, not a curated record. The transcript is spliced from 2 exons. Bases 16 to 408 code for a protein of 130 amino acids.